Molecule: messenger RNA, 3027 nt
Organism: Aphidius gifuensis
Lineage: Eukaryota; Metazoa; Arthropoda; Insecta; Hymenoptera; Braconidae
Gene: YL-1
Product: vacuolar protein sorting-associated protein 72 homolog
Exons: 6
Coding region: 82-1275 (397 amino acids)
Biological process (GO): chromatin remodeling; regulation of DNA-templated transcription
Cellular component (GO): nucleus
Molecular function (GO): ATP-dependent H2AZ histone chaperone activity
Source: RefSeq, a predicted model, not a curated record
AAAAACAUAAAUCUUACUCAAUUUUAUUUUAUUACAUUUUAGUUUUAAAAUCAAGCAGAUCCGAAAUAAAAUAAGUAAAAAAUGUCAGCAAUGAGAGAAAGACGUGCCAAUGCUGGCAAUAAAAUGGCAAAACUAUUAAAUGAAGAAGAAGAGGAUGACUUUUAUAAAACAACAUACGGUGGUUUCGAAGAAACUGAACAAGACAAUGAUUACAUGGAAGAAGAUGAAGGUGAAGAUGAAGUAGAUUCUGACUUCAGUAUUGAUGAGAAUGACGAACCAGUUUCGGAUCAAGAACAAGAUGGUCCAAAAAAAAAACGACAAGUCAUGACAAAGGCGUACAAAGAACCAAAACAAAUAACUGCUAAACUAGUAUUAACGCCUAAAGAAAGAAAGCCCAAACACAAUUUACCAAGGCAAAAUAGAAUUUUCAAUGAUAGUACAGAACGAAAGUCAAUUCGAAGAUCAACAGCAGCUAAAUCAGCGGAAACUUUAAAACGAAUGCAGGAGCGAAAUGAAGAUCAAAGAAAAAAACCGAAAAUUAUUAGAACCAAUGAUUGGAAACCAACACAAGAAGAACUGUUAGAAGAAGCAUUAGAAACUGAAAAAAUUAAUCUGAAAUCAUUGGAAAAAUAUCAAAAGUUGGAAAGUGAAAAGAAAAAUACAAGAGCUGUGAGAAAAACAAACUUACAACCAAUGAUUCGUUAUCAGUCUUUGGCUAUGCCUGUCAUGAUUUUAUCAGAAGAAAAACGCAUUGAUGAAGAAUCAAAUAUUGAUGAAAAAUUAAAUAAUGUUACUGAAGAAUCAACACAUAAUUCAAAUGACACAUAUAGAAUGUGUUCUACACCAGAGGAUAUUGAUGCGUUAUCUGUACAAAAUACAAAUUCUGAGCACAAAAAAACAAAAAAAAAAACAAUUACUGGUGAAAAAACUGGUGAAUUUUAUGAAAGAACUUUUAUAACAUUCGAAAAUGCUAAAUUAUUUUCAAGAGCAUUCAAAACAAAGCCUCAACCAAGGCCAACAUUAAUGGCUCUUUGUGCAAUCACAAGACUGCCGGCAAAGUAUCUUGAUCCCGUGACUAAUUUGCCAUACCGAAAUAUACAAACUUUCCGAUUACUUCGUGAAGCAUAUUAUCGUCAGCUUGAGUCACGUGCUGAAAAUACUGAUAAUAACCCAGAGUUGACAAGAUGGAUCGAAUGGAGAUUAAAAAAUCAACAAAGUACUACGUUGAGAAAUACUAUUCGUCUUGAACCAGCAUCAGCAUAUUCGAUCUCCUAGCUUGAGGAUAUUUUGAAAAAAUCAGGCUCAUCAGAACCACAAAAACCAUCUGAUCAUCCAUUAUCGUGCUACCUUGUUCUACUUAAUUAAAAAUUAAUAAAUUAUUAUAUAUUAUUGAUACGCCAAUGCUUUACAAUAAUAUAGAGGAAUAGAAACAAGAAGUUGAAUUUGGAUAAUUUUUUUAAUGAUGUUUUCCUCGUAUCAAUAAAAUUUCAAUAACCAUUCAUAUUUUUAUUUUUUUUUGUUAAUAAUAUUAUAUUUUUUUAAAACAAAAUCAAGAAAUAAAAUGGUUUAAAGAGCUGAUAAUUGACUUAGUCAAUUUCUUAAUAUCAUCUUCUUUUCCUAAUAUCGUUUUUUAUAUUUAUAUUUACUUUCACUUGUUUUAAAGACGUAGAAAUUCUAUGAUUUUUCCAUUGUCAUAUUGGUGUACUUAUACUCAUCAAAAAAUAAAUUAAAAACUAAAGUUAUUCCAUUAAGCUGAACUAUUAAACUUACGCAUAAUGUUUUAUUUUUUUACCUUCUAUUUUCAUAAUAUUCUUUUCAAUGAUUGAACCAAGAUAAUGCAAUUUAUUUUCAAAUGUAUUAUUUUUUACUUCGAGGUAAAAAACAAUUUUUCAAGUAUUAUAAGUUAGUUAUCUUACGUGCACUGCCAAAAGUGAAUUAAAUAUUCACUUUUUGAGUUUUUUUUUUCUUUAUUUGAAAACUUCUGAAAGGAACUGCAGUUUUCUUUGUUUUUUUUUCUUUUUGCGUCGAAUAAAAUGUUAAAGAAUUAUUCAAUAUAGAUUAUAAUAUAUAUUUUUUUAAAAUAUAUCUAUCUUAUUUAUAUAUUUUUUAUUUGCAGAGCUUUUACAUGAAAAGCUUCUUGUAAUAAAAACAAUGUAAUUCAAAAUCAUAAUAGAAUCAAUGCUUGUAACAUAUAGGAAUUUUCAUCAUAUAACAAACUUGCAUGAGUACGCGACAUUUUUUUUUUUGUAAAUUUUCUCUAAUUAUUUACUUUUAAUUUUUUUUAAAUCAGUAGCCGUUAUAUUCUAUUUUGAUGAAUUAUUUCAAAUUUACUAAAAAUUAUUUACCUGUGAGUAAUUAUUAAUUAUUUUUUUGAUAUAAUUCUCCUUCACUGUAUAUAUUUUUUCAUUAUUUGCAGCUUGCAGUGUCAUGCGUUUUCGUAACAUCAAAGAUCCAGUUAAAUUUUUUUUCUAUGUUUAUUUAAGUUUUUAAAAUCUGCACCGAUAUAAUUUUUUUUUAAUUUAUUUUAUUUUCUUGAUUAUUAUAUUUCAAUUACAAAUUUGCUUACAUAAGUCACGGUCACACUAUGCGUAGAGACUAAUGUAUAUAUGUAUUACAAAGAAGCAGUAAUACAACAUUUAACUAUAGUAAUAACAUAAUAUAUUUUAUGUAUCGUGUAGAUUUUAAUAUUUUUAUUUAUUUAUUUAUUAAUAUUAUUUAUUUUUUAUUUUUGUGUACGAAUAUUUUUCGGUGUGAAUUUUUUUUUUUUUUUUUAUCAAAAAACCAUUAACAAAAAUUUAAUUUUUAAUGAAAUUUAUAUGGUACAAUGAAUUCAACAAGCACUAUUUAUUUUAAAAACAUUUGUUAAAAUUAUUAUUAUUAUACUUUAGAUCACCCUAAAUCUUGAGGAUUUUCAGUUUAUUGUUUUUUUUUUAAAUGACUUGAACUAUUAAUCUUCCAUAUUGGUUUAUUUUUCUGGGUGAUGCAAAUGUGUGCUUGUGUGUAUUUUUUUUUUUUUUUUGUUAUGUG